CUGGCCUCCUCGUAAAAGAUUGCUACAAGUAUUGACAUGAUAAAAACAUUAUAAAUAGCCAGAAAGAAAAUUUAACAGCGGCCUGGAUGACUGAGUCUAUUCACCCCCUCUCUCUAUCUCUAUCCAUAUGUGUGUCAAGCAAGUGAACUAUCUAUCUAUCUAUGCUCUUUAUGCCAAACAAACAAAUCAAAUUAAAAUAGGCUAAACAAAGAAAGAAAGAGUGAGCUUUCCGGCAUGAGAAUAAGGAAGCAUGCGAAGGUCUCACCUCUCACGUACGCCGCCGCCUCUCUCAACUCCUCCGCCCUGCUCCAGACCCAUCUCUGCCAACUCAAUCAGUCUCCUUGGGACGUCGUCACCUUCCCUCUUCAAGUUGAAGAAGGAGAACAACCUUCUCCCUCCACGCCGUGUCCGCCGCCGCCGCACGCUCCCCUGGUCAGCCAAUCUCUCCUCUCUGCCUCUCCUCAGAUCCGCCUCUCCCCGUUUUUUAUUUCCCUUUCAAUCAACGCUUUUGCUUUUGGGUUAUUGUUAUUAUCGCUUAGGGCAUUAUAUGCUCGAAUGGGACUCCCAUUAGGGUUCGCGGGAGCCUCCAAAUGUCACCGUUUCCGUCGUGUUUUUAUGCAUUUUCACUCGAUUUCUGUGAUCUGUUUCCUCUGUUUUCCCCUAUUUUCCCCUUUGUGUUGGCUCUUACUAUUCUUAUUGUUGUUGUUUUGUAUCGUCAUUUCAGUUCGACGGAUGCGGAAGUUAUCCCCUUGACGGUUCAAAUGAAGCUGUUCACAGCCCUGAAUCCGGCAUGAUCUCUCCGGGCAGCCGCUUCCGGGACGCGGCAGAGCAAGAGCAUUCCGCGAAUCUGUGCUGCAAGACGGACGGCAAGGCGUGGCAGUGUAAACGAGAGGCCAAAGUGGGCCACACUUGGUGCGACCACCACAUGGAGCUGCUCAAGCACUGCAACAAGGUGUUGCCGGUGACGGAAAAUAAGCAGCCCGCUCCUCCUCCGGUGCCCGAAGAGUCCGUUGCGGCUACGACAAGCCGAGGGCGCCGCCCUCGGCCGAAGAAGACUUCGGGAGUCUCAUCGAACCCGUACGACUUAUAUUAUUACACCGGAUUUGGCCCGCUGUGGGGCAAGAAGAGAGGUCCGGGGAGAAUGAAGGAGAACUACAGCUCCCCGAACACAGCAGAAUUUGAGCCGAUAAACGGCGCAACUUCUUCGGGUUCGGAGAUGGACAGUCACGGAGUAGAAAUGGAUUAUUUGGAAGACGAAUUCCCCAGUGACAAUGACAACAACAAUGAUGGCAAGAAGAAGAAAGUACGGAAACCAGUCAAGGCCCGGUCCUUGAAAUCUCUCAUGUAAGACGACCAUACUUAUUCCGUACUAUUUUUCUUCAUUUCUUGUUCUAUUUUGGAUCCAGUACUCUUUCAUUUGUAGUGUGUGGAGAUGUUAAUUGUAUACAAUUCUUGCAUGAAAAAUAAAUUUCAUCAAUUGUUUUUGCUUUCA
Molecule: messenger RNA, 1492 nt
Organism: Cuscuta epithymum
Lineage: Eukaryota; Viridiplantae; Streptophyta; Magnoliopsida; Solanales; Convolvulaceae
Source: the annotation of a GenBank genome assembly